Arachis duranensis is the source of this 2224-nucleotide messenger RNA. Its product is annotated as receptor-like protein 51. The transcript is spliced from 2 exons. The coding region runs from base 1 to 1086 and encodes 361 amino acids. The record is from RefSeq and is a predicted model, not a curated record. Gene Ontology annotation, molecular function: protein binding. Lineage: Eukaryota; Viridiplantae; Streptophyta; Magnoliopsida; Fabales; Fabaceae.
AUGAGGGUUGUUUCCAAAUCCGCAUUCCACAACGCCACAACCUGCGAUAGCUCAAAACCCUUCCACCACCUCAUCUCUCUCACACUCUCAAACUGCUCCUCCUACGUUGCACUCUCCUUCACCGCACUCCAAUCACUCUCAACACUCCAAACUCUCAACCUCCUCAACUGCCCCGUCACCCCCAUUCGCUUCCCACUCGAACUCACCUCCUCCCUCCACACCUUCACAUGCAUCAACAGCCUCCGCAAGGUCUCCGGCAUUUGGCUCUCUCAGCUUCAGAAUCUCACUGAUCUCGCCGUAACGAAUGUCCAAGUCAAAGCUUCUGGACCUUACGUUAUCCUUGCCCACAUGGACAUGCUCAAAACUUUGACCAUUUCAAACGCUAAUCUCACUGGUUUUCUUCCUGGACAUCUUCAUUCUGACCUUACCCAUAUAGAUUUUUCUGGCAACAAGCUCAAAGGGACUAUUCCCUCUUCGAUUACCAUGCUUUCUGGUUUGGAAAGUUUGAAUCUUUCCAAUAAUAAUCUCAGUGGUGAGGUACCUGCUACCAUUGGGGACUUGACUUCUCUGACAACCUUGUCUCUGGCUUCAAACUCUUUCUUUGGCCAAAUUCCAGGUUCAAUAUCUUCUAUUUCGGGUUUUUUUCAUUUGGAUCUGAGCUCAAACCAAUUCAAUAGUACUAUUCCAAAGUUUAUUUCUCAGAUGAAGAGUUUAAGGCACUUAAAUCUUGCUAACAACAACCUUCGUGGUGUUCUGCCUUUUAAUCAAAAUUUCAUUAAGAAUUUGAAUGUGUUCAACGUUGGUGGGAAUAGCAACCUUUGCUAUAACCAUUCGGUUCUGUCCUCAAACUUGAAGCUUGGAAUUUCACCUUGUGAUAAGUAUGGGAUGCCGGCGUCUCCACCAUCAAAGGAUUCUUCUUAUGCUAAUGAUAGCAGUGAUUAUAAUGACAGUGAUGGUAGCAGCAAUCAAAAGAAAGGGCACCAUAGUGGCCCUAACAAGUUUGUUCUUGGUGUGGCAAUUGCACUUUCUUCCAUUGUCUUUCUCAUUGUUUUCAUGAUAAUAUGCACAAAAUGCUGCUGCCGCUAAAGGGUUUUCUUUUCUUUUCAUUUUUCCCUUUUUUUUUCUUAACAUUAUAGAUUAGGAAAAUUCACAAUUUUGGGUGAAGGCUUGUUUAAUUUAUUUAUUAUAGUGUUACACUACAUACUACAGAGUAGAUUCAAGAAGCAGGAACAGAAAUGGAAAAAGGUAUAUUGGCCAAAACAAAGGAAAUGAAAAGAGAAAAGUUUGAAAAAAAAAAAAGAUUUUGUGGGGAUAUGGGUGUACUGUAGAAGUUGCCCAAGAGGAGAAAAAAACGGAAGAAUUAGGAAAGGGAUUAUGAUCAAAUUGAAGUUCUAUAUUUGUUGCUUUUUUCAAUAAAUGCAUGUGCAGCUGAAUGAUUUUACGUGGAAUGCUAGGCUUGGUUGGACACUGUAUAUUUAGCUGUUUAUGCUGUAAAAGAUUGUAGGUGGUGCAUGUGGCAUCUUAAUUCUUAAAGAUUUCUCUUUUACUUGUACAAUAUCAAGCAUUUAUUUUUCACAUUUGUUAUCUAUACCAGCAGCUUCUACUUAAUUUCGUAAUUGAUGGUUUAAUUUGUUUGGUCUUUGUAUUGCAGUAGAUUUGUACCUUUUUAUUUGCUACAUAUUGUGUUUAUUUGCAUCCCAAUUAGCUCAAGCAGAGUUUUUCGGAAUCCCUCAUUGUUUGUGUACUUUUAAGAUUAGUCUAGUGUAAUUGAACCUUUUUAUAUACCUUGUAUCUGAAUUUGAGUCUAUGAUAGAAUAUAGUUUCAGUUGUCUUGAAACUCUCUUCUAUGGCUUUUGUUUGACAUAUCGCUGUUGUUCAUUUUUGGAGCAAGAUAGCUCUGGCAGUUGUGACAUUGAUUUCAGGUUGUGCAGCAAUUGGACAAAACAGUGAUGCUAUUAUUUUUGGGCACACACAACUUGAGGAAAAACAACUUCUUUAUCUAGACUUGCAGAAAGGGACAGCAGCCCCAUGUUGAUGAUGGUUGGUGUACAUGAUUUGUUGAGUGGAGAACCAUAAUAUCUGGCUUUGGUCCAAUUUCAUGUUCUGUGCUAUACUGUCUUGGACGGUUGGAUAUGAGCUGUCUCUCCUACUUUCAUUUAAAUGAACUUGAACACCGAUUCUUGUUCCAAAUUAGAUUGGAAUCCUGAUAAAAUAAUAUUAUUAG